Molecule: messenger RNA, 2927 nt
Organism: Lacerta agilis (Sand lizard)
Lineage: Eukaryota; Metazoa; Chordata; Lepidosauria; Squamata; Lacertidae
Gene: DRD2
Product: dopamine receptor D2
Exons: 8
Coding region: 880-2214 (444 amino acids)
Biological process (GO): adenylate cyclase-inhibiting dopamine receptor signaling pathway; adenylate cyclase-activating adrenergic receptor signaling pathway
Cellular component (GO): glutamatergic synapse; presynaptic membrane
Molecular function (GO): G protein-coupled receptor activity; dopamine neurotransmitter receptor activity, coupled via Gi/Go
Source: RefSeq, a predicted model, not a curated record
GCCCCCACCUGAGCCACCGCCUCCUCCCUCUUCUUUUCCUUCCCUUUCGCCGGCUCCGUCGGAGCUGUCCGUCCUCUUGGUGCUGAAUUCUCUUCCCACCUCCGCGUCUCCCGGGUGUUCCGUUUUGGUUCUGAGAAGAGGCAGGUCAACUCCGGCUGAGGUGCGCUCAGCAAGUUCCUCUCCAGCCAGCGGCCGCUAUCCCCUGGGAAGCCGACGGGAGUGGGAGGCGGGGAAGAAUCUCCAGAGCUUUUGCUGCUCGGAACAGCAUCACAAAGCUUUGGCUCAUCUUUCAAGAUUCCCUUUCCCUUAUCUCCUCCUCCUAUUGCUUUAUAAACUCUACAAGAGAAUGAAAGGGAGGAGCGCCCUGUUCGCAUGAACCCCACUUCAAGAACCCCUGUCUCCCCAAAACGGAGCGACAUAAGAGCUUUGCCCAACUCAAGCUGCUCUCCUGAGAAGUUGGGGGACAUUCUCUCCGAGGAGGCAAAGGCUAAAUCCAUAGGGUGGGAGCUCCUACCCAGUCAAUGUCCCUUUUUCCAAGAGGCUGACCCUCCUUAGCCUCAGGAGAUUCUGUCUGAGAACAGAAAUAGUCUUUCCUGGUGGGAGGAGAUUCCGGGAGAGUGCCUCUUCUCCACUGGGGCACUCCAUGCUGGUUUGGCAAGACCCUAUUAGCCUUGCCUUCUCUCUGGGUAUCUCCAGAGAUCCCAUGGAGAUGGGAAGUCUGGCAGGAAGCAGGGAGAAGUGAGAAGAGGAAGAAGAGAGGAGCAAAAACGUGGAAACUUUUGGAUAUACAGGUCAAGACGUGAAGGCGGCACUGUGGUUUGUGGUUCUUGCUGUCUUAUCUUAUGGCUUGAAGAUCCCCAAACCAGCUGCUUCUUCCUCAUGGAUUUCCAGAACAUGUCCUCGUAUGAUGACAGCUACGAUAACCAAACCCUCAAUGGGUCUGGCCCAGGACAGGAGCCCCCUCAGUAUAAUUUCUAUGCCAUGCUCCUCACUCUCCUCAUCUUCGUCAUCGUCUUUGGAAAUGUGCUGGUGUGCAUGGCUGUGUCGAGGGAGAAGGCUCUUCAGACGACCACCAACUACCUGAUUGUCAGCCUCGCCGUGGCAGACCUGCUCGUGGCUACUCUGGUGAUGCCAUGGGGGGUCUACUUGGAGGUGGUUGGUGAGUGGCGUUUCAGCCGCAUCCACUGUGACAUCUUCGUCACCCUGGACGUUAUGAUGUGCACAGCUAGCAUCCUCAACCUUUGUGCCAUCAGCAUCGACAGGUAUACUGCCGUGGCCAUGCCGAUGCUUUAUAACACACGCUACAGCUCCAAGCGCAGAGUCACUGUCAUGAUUGCCGUGGUCUGGGUCCUCUCCUUUGCCGUCUCCUGCCCACUGCUUUUUGGGCUGAACAACACAAAGAAGAAUGAGUGUUUCAUUGCCAAUCCUGCCUUUGUUGUGUAUUCCUCUAUCGUCUCCUUCUACGUCCCCUUCAUUGUCACCCUGCUGGUGUACGUGCAGAUAUACAUAGUGCUGCGGAAACGCAGGAAGCGGGUCAACACCAAGCGCGUCGCCGCCACCAACAUGGGCCUGGACCCUGACACCGAGGCCCCACUGAAGAGCAAAUGCACUCAUCUAGAAGACGUCAGGCUCUGCACACUCAUCAUGAAGACCAAUGGGAGCUUCCAGCUUCACAAACGGAAAGUGGAUGCAGUAAAUCACAUGGAAGAGAUGGAGAUGGCAACCAGCACCAGCCCUGCAGAGAAAACCAAACACAAGCCACCUGUGCCAAGUAACGACGAAGUGGCCAUGCCAGCUGCUUCCAACCUCUGUGCCAAUUCCACUCUGCGGUCGCCCACGGACGGCCCACCAAAAGUAGAGAAGAACGGGCAUACUAUGGAUAACCCCAAAGCAGCCAAGAUAUUUGAGAUCCAAACAAUGCCCAAUGGCAAGACGAGGACCUCCCUCAAGACGAUGAGCAGGAGGAAGUUUUCACAGCAGAAGGAAAAGAAAGCCACACAGAUGCUGGCCAUAGUGCUUGGCGUCUUCAUCAUCUGUUGGCUCCCAUUCUUCAUCACCCACAUCCUGAACAUGCACUGCAACUGUGGCAUCCCCCCGGCCCUGUACAAUGCCUUCACGUGGCUUGGCUAUGUCAACAGUGCUGUCAACCCCAUUAUCUACACCACCUUCAAUAUUGAGUUCCGGAAGGCCUUUAUGAAGAUCCUUCACUGCUAACUCUCCCAAGGACUGGGUGCAUGAUUAGCAUGGUCCUCCUGGGGACCGUGAAGACACCAUGUGUUCUGCCUGGACAACAAAGCACGCCGUGUUAUGGGUGUCAUGCCUACAUACAUUUGUCAGCUGGGUUGAAACCACUGUAUUGGUUGAAGGUUGUCUCAUUCAUGACCAAGGUGGCAUUCAGACUCUGGGAGACUGAUGAAGAAGAGUUCAUUUCAACUGCAACCUUUGCACUGUGCUAGAAACAACAGCAGUUAGGGAAAAUGUCCCAAAUAACACUUGUGGUCUCCAGUGCAUUCAUCACAGUGAUUAGCCGAGCCUAACAGUCAAAUGCAUUGACUUGCUCGUGUGUAGCUCUGAUGGAUACAUUUCUCACCAAAGACACCACCAUCCUGUCUGCUUUGCAAUAGGAGAACCUCUCUCUGCCACUGCCCCCCAAACCAGCCAGGACUUCUGAGGAUUGUGUCCAUUGGCCUUGCCUUCAGACUUCAAGGUCUGGUUGGGCAGGCUGCAUAAAGGUGUUCAGUAGCCUCAAAACACUAUUGCCAGGAGGAGAAUGUAAGAAAAUGGAACCUCAGUAUGGAGGACACUGUAUAACAAUGAUGUGUGAGUGUGUGAGUGUGUGUGUAUAUAUAUAUAUAUAAUUGAAUGAACUGAGCAGAAGCCCAAGCCAAAAAAAAUAAGAAUAAUAAAUUAAAAUAUACAAAAUCUUG